AUGACUUCACUGGCAAGAGCACUGCAAAAACUAUGCAUAACGCAGCCACAAAUCGCCCCCAGGUUCAUAGUUAGCGUCAGAACUAGAAUCGUAACUCCGCCGAAGCCAGAAAUCGGUCGUGGAAAAAGUUUCCGAAGAAUCGUCCAUUUCCCCGAAAAUUAUACAGUGAAGCCGCUGGAAGUAACGAAUUUAGGGGGGCGAGACCCGAAAACUGGUCGCCUUGCGGUGAAAGGCAUCGGCGGCGGCAUUAAACACAAAUACCACUGGAUUGACUGGCACCGAGUGGGUCCUAGUGAAGGCCCCCCACAGGAAGAACGCGUCAUUCAAAUAAUUAAAGACGGCUGUAGAACGGCUCACGUGGCUUUGGUGGCUUACGGCGACAAAUUAAAGUAUAUUUUAGCCACCGAGAAUAUGAAACCCGGAGAUAUUAUUAGAACGUCGUCUCACAUCCCUAGGAUUCCAGUUCGUCCAAAUGAAGGAGACGCUUAUCCCUUAGGAGCUCUGCCAAUAGGUACGCAAAUUAAUUGUGUUGAACACACUCCUGGUUUGGGGGGGUUUCUUGUUCAUGCAGCCGGCACAUUUGCGACAAUUUUGCGCAAAGUUGAUAACAGAGUGAUUAUUUUAACUCCUAGUAAAAAGGAAUUUAGUUUGUUGGAAAACUGUAUGUGCACUGUGGGUAGGUUAAGCAAUGUGGCACAUGGAGAUACCCCCAUUGGUUCUGCCCAAAAAAAUAGAGAAUUGGGGAAUAGGCCGAGGUCUGGGUUGUGGCAACGGAAAACUGGGCGAUUUGGGCGGAAAAUCAGGAAGCCGCCACCAGUCAAAGUUUUUGGGGGUGAAAAACCCAAAGAGAGAGAAGUGGUACAGCUUAAUUUUAGCGGGCAUUUUGGAAAACAUCUUAGGACGCAGUUUCAAUACUGAUUUUGUUACCACUAUAAAUACAUGAUUAAGUUUUA
Molecule: messenger RNA, 953 nt
Organism: Zophobas morio
Lineage: Eukaryota; Metazoa; Arthropoda; Insecta; Coleoptera; Tenebrionidae
Gene: mRpL2
Product: large ribosomal subunit protein uL2m
Exons: 2
Coding region: 1-918 (305 amino acids)
Biological process (GO): mitochondrial translation
Cellular component (GO): mitochondrial large ribosomal subunit; ribosome
Molecular function (GO): structural constituent of ribosome; RNA binding
Source: RefSeq, a predicted model, not a curated record